Cornus florida is the source of this 1094-nucleotide messenger RNA. Its product is annotated as UPF0496 protein 1-like. Bases 2 to 658 code for a protein of 218 amino acids. The transcript has a single exon. Lineage: Eukaryota; Viridiplantae; Streptophyta; Magnoliopsida; Cornales; Cornaceae. The record is from RefSeq and is a predicted model, not a curated record.
GAUGCUAAAGAAGCUGGGGGAUUUCAAGACUGCAGGUGACCCAUUUACGCAAGGGGGGUUGUCCUCCUUGUUAAACAAAGUUUAUCAAAGGCAAAGUUCUAUGCUAAAGAAUUUGCAAGCUAUGAAGAUUAGGCUUGAUAAGAAGUCGAACAAAAUAAAGGCUUGGAGGAUGGUAUACAAUGUAUUUUUUGGGGUCACUUCUGCCUCUGUGCUGAUAUGUUCUGUUGUGGCGACCGCGCUUACUUCACCACUGGUUGUGACGGCGUUGGCGGCUGUGGCUGCGGCUGGGUCGAAUUUGGCGUCAAUGGGUGGAUGGAUUAAUUCCCUUUGGAAGAAGUAUGAGAAUGAGGUGGAAGGACAGAGCAAGAUGAAAACGAGUUCAGUAGUUUAUGGGACUUCCAUUGGGAAAUGUGAGUUGGACAGCAUUCGAGUACUUGUGGAUGAAUUGGAAAUUAAGGUUAAGUCACUGUUACAUACACGUGAAUUUUAUUGUGAAAAAGAGAAAAAUUUGACGCCGAUUAUAGAUGAGAUCCAGGGGAAGCUGCGUGUGUUUAAGAACUCCAUUGAGGAUUUGAGAAAACAUAUUGAUAAAUGUCGCGGUGAUAUAGAGAUGGGGAAGAACAAGAUCAUGGUGAUUAUCAGAAAUUACAAGAAGUGAACCUAGGUAUGUAUUACUUGGUCCAUUUACUAAAUAUUUAUCUUUUACUGAGAUUAAUUUAUAGGAUGAGUUUUAUUGUGAGCUAGGCUAUGCAGAUUCUAAAUUUCCCCUUUAUAUGAAAAUAUCAUUAUUUGCUAGCUUUAGUAGACUGAUUUCGCAUGCUUCAUUUAAUCGAACUAUUGCUGAGUGUUACACUAAAUUUGGAAGUUGUUAACUUUGUUAGUUGGUUGAUUCAAGAAUGAUUAAUUGGUAAACCAUAUAUGCACUUUACUAUAAUAUUCUUGGGCAACCUUUUCUGGAGGGAAAAAGGUAAUUAAGUAAACUAUAUAUGUGUAUAUAUAUAUAUUUACAUUUUUUUUUUUUCUUUGGAAGUUGAAAUGGUAUAUGUUUUAUAGAACUAAAAAAUUAAGAGUUAUAAUCCUGAUCAGGUUGUAGA